This is a messenger RNA of Musca domestica (house fly), 3669 nucleotides long. RefSeq lists its product as uncharacterized. Gene Ontology annotation, biological process: DNA integration. The transcript is spliced from 2 exons. Lineage: Eukaryota; Metazoa; Arthropoda; Insecta; Diptera; Muscidae. Gene Ontology annotation, molecular function: nucleic acid binding. The coding region runs from base 1 to 3669 and encodes 1222 amino acids. The record is from RefSeq and is a predicted model, not a curated record.
AUGCCUAGUUGCCAAGAAAUGUACUCUCAACAAUACACAAUCUUCAAAGUGUUAGAUGCUAUGUUGCAGACGGCGCGAGGUAGGAAAUAUCGCAGUAAUACCAUACCAGACAUGCGUAAGAAGGUGCUAGAACAAUGGGAAACAUUCUGCAGAAAUGAUGAGGCACUCAAAAAAAGGGACGAUAAGAAUGAAAAUGACCCGUAUUAUAAGGAGAAAGCGUAUGAAAUUGCACAAAAGAUGAAAGAGGACAUAUGGAAGAUUUUAAAUGAUGCAGAAGCAGAAGAAUCCCACACCGUUAAAAUAAGUCCACAACAAGGAGAUUCAAGUCCACAAGAACAUAGUUUAAAUGCACCGCAGUUAUCAUUCAAAUUAAUGGAAAUUGGUGAAGUGACAAAUGAAAAUCACAACAAACUAGCAAGAUCAUUAGAAAAUCAAUUUAAUUCUAACGUAGCAGAAUUAAAUUCUAUGAUAAAACUGGUCGAAACCAAGAAAGACAAGAUAUAUUUAACAAAACUGCUUGAGAGACUGGAAGUCCAGAUGAACAGACUGCUCGACAUUCGAUCAGAAAUGGCGAGAGAAGGUGCAGGAAAUGACUUUACGGAAGAUCAGUGGGAACAGUCCGGAGAAGAUUUCAACAAAGCUCAGAUGCAAAUAACAGAAUUGUUGACAUCUUUAGAAGCGGCACAAAGAAAAUCCGUAAUGGUCGAAAAAAUAAAAAUUCCAGAGUUUAGUGGACGUCGUGAAGAUUGGAACUCAUUUUAUGAAUUAUUCCGCACAUUAGUGCACGAAGAUAAAAAUGACUCAGAUCAAGAGAAGCUGUUUCGUCUACGGUCAGCUUUGAAGGGGGAUGCACUGCAGAUUAUUCAAAACAUGCCGUUAACCAGUUCAGCAUAUGAAGGGGCUUUGGAAGCAUUACGUAAAAGGUACGACAAUAAAAGGACUCUAUUCACACAUUAUGUGGACAGCCUAUUAGAUGUGCCAAAAAUUAAUGGAUCAUCAGUGCACAGUAUCAAGAAGUUAUUGGAUACAGCUAUAGAGAGCAUUGAGGGAAUCAAAUCCAUGAAUUUGAAACUGGGAGAUGCAUACCCAAUUCUGGCACACAUAAUAGUGCGCAAAUUGGAUAAAGAGACUCUUUUACAAUAUGAACAGACAAUACAAAAGUGUACGGAAAUUCAAGAUAUCAACGACGUUCUAAAAUUCUUGGAGCAAAGAUAUCAAACUUUGAAUUCAGUUUGGUCUAUAGAUGAUGGAGAUAAGCAGAGAUUCAAGCGACAAUACAGUUUUGAAGUGGCAGCAACAAACAGCGAAGAAAAUCAAAUAAAAUGCGGUUAUUGCAAAAGUUUUGGGCACAAGAUUCACCAAUGUCAGCAGUAUAAAACAUUAACAGUGAAGGAGAGGGUUCACGACUCAACUGAAGCACAACUGCAUGGAUUCGCGGAUGCAUCGGAAAAGGCUUAUGCAGCCGUAGUUUAUGUUAAAGUGAAUGGAGUUGUUCAGCUAGUAGCAGCUAAAAGCAAAGUCAAUCCCAUUAAAAAUAGGAAGACGUUACCAAAACUAGAGUUGUGUGCGGCGAAUUUAUUAGCGAAACUUAUGACAAAGGUUAUGAAAAUUUUGUCAAUAGAAGCAAAUGUAUUUAUGUGGAGUGAUUCGUCGAUAGCGCUGUCAUGGAUACGUAAUAGUUCUAGUAAAGAUCGAUUUAUAAGGACAAGAGUGAAGGAGAUUCAACAAUGGGUACCAGCAGCCAAAUGGCAAUAUGUAAAAUCAAAGGAAAAUCCGGCAGACAUGGGAUCCAGAGGGAUAUCAGCAGACAAGUUACCAGAGAAUAAUCUCUGGUGGAAUGGUCCGUCGUGGUUAAUGCGAGAUGAAGAGAGCUGGGAUACAAAGGAACCUGUGUAUGUCAAUGUGGCCGUCACAAAUGCGAACAGCGGUCCCAACUAUUUCAAUCAUAUGGUAAAAGAUUAUUCAUCGUUUACACGACUUAAGCGAGUGAUAGCGUAUGUGCUCAGAUAUAUCGCAAAGCUACGCGGAAAAAACUUUCCAGAUUACUUGACUGUGGAAGAAUUACGAGCUGCAGAAAUGUUUUUAAUAAAAGGCCAUCAACAACAAGAAUUUCCAGAAAUUGUCACGAGACUAAAAAAUAAUACGCCGAUUGAUCACAAACACAAGCUGGCUUCAUUAAAUCCCUUUUUAGACGAGAAUGGCGUGUUGAGAGUUGGAGGUCGAUUACAGUUAGCUUCGCUGGCGUAUAAUCGUAAACAUCCCAUAAUACUCAAUAAAUCAGAGCUGAGUGAUCUAAUUAUCAAGGACGCACAUGUGAAAACGCUCCAUGGUGGAAAUCGGAUAGUGGAACAUUUGCUAAAAAGAAAAUUUUGGAUUAUUGGGUUGAAAAACAACGUAAAACGGCUGAAUCGGGGUUGCGUCAAAUGUAUACGAUAUAAACGAGAAAAACAAUGCCAGCUAAUGGGAAUGUUACCAGAAUAUAGAGUUAAUGUAUCUGCACCGUUUACACAUUGUGGUGUAGACUAUGCAGGACCAAUAUACAUGAAGUGUUCAAAUGGCAGAGGCCAGAAAACAUAUAAAGGAUACAUUGCGGUAUUUAUUUGCAUGACAACAAAGGCAAUUCAUUUGGAACCGGUUAGCAGUUUGACGUCAGAAGCAUUUCUGGCGGCCCUAAAGCGCUUGUUUGCCAGAAGAGGUAAAAGUAGUCAUAUAUAUUCUGACAACGGCACAAAUUUUGUUGGAACAGUUAAACAUUUGGAUAGAGAUUUAAAGGCCGCCAUGAAGGAGAAUAACGCACUAGCACCUAUAUUAGCGACAGAAGGAGUGCAGUGGCAUUUUAUCCCCCCGGCAAGUCCCCACUUCGGAGGAAUAUGGGAAGCGGCUGUUAAAUCAAUGAAAUAUCAUUUACGAAGAGUUAUUGGUGAGAGUAAAUUGACAUUUGAAGAAAUGUCUACGCUUUUAUAUCAGAUCGAGGCCGUGUUAAAUUCGAGGCCGCUUUAUAACAUGGAUGAUAAUGCUGGCGAGGUGGAAGUCCUCACACCUGGACAUUUUCUAAUCGGAAGGCCCUUGAUAAGCUAUCCAGAAACGAGCGACGAACACAAGAUUACAGCCCUAGAUCGUUGGAAGCAAGUGCAGAAAAUGAAAAAUUGUUUUUGGAAGCAAUGGAAAUCAAACUAUCUAGAAACACUCCAACAACGGUACAAGUGGAAAACCGAAAAGAAGAAUAUACAGAGGGGACAAGUGGUGAUAGUUAAGAAUGAGGAAACACAUCCUGGACGAUGGCCGUUAGGUAAAGUCGAAGAUGUCCAUCCAGGACCGGAUGGGUUAGUAAGAGUCGCCACUUUAAAAACCCAAGCAGGGUUGAUAAAGAGAUCCGUGAACAAGUUGUGCCCAUUAGAAGGCGUAAAAACUGAUGAAAAACGUGACAGCUCCAAUGGAAAGAGAACCGGCAAUCUGGCAGGCUACUUAGUGCUUUUGCUUCUUGCUUUAACUCAAGUAAAACCUACGGUCGCUGACAGCUUAACCAAUAUCACGGAGCUGCAGGAGUCAACCGCACUAUAUUUGGACCAGGUUGGAUCAGUGAAUGUUGUAGCCUCGAAAUGGAACAUGAUCAUAGUUUUUAAUAUGCUUCCAUUUUUGAAUCCAUGGAGAAAUGCGAGACCGUGUUAA